AUGGGAAAAUUUUGGAUUGAAAAGAACUAUUAUAAAGUUUUGCCGCUAUUCUCAGUGCUCCAAUUCCAGAACCAGGAAUGUGUAUCAUCAACAGGAAAUAUUGGAACAUGCCUGACAGUAUCAGAAUGUGAACAGCGAGGUGGAAUUAUCAAUGGCACUUGUGCUGGGGGCUACGGUGUCUGUUGUGAAUUUUAUGCUACUUGUGGACAAACUGUGAGAGAAAACAACACAUAUUUCAUUAGUGCCAACUAUCCCCAACCUUAUGAUGGAACAGGAGCAUGCCGGUUGCUUGUCAACAAGCUGCGUUCUGAUGUCUGUCAGUACAGGCUUGAUUUUGAUGAGUUCAGAAUAGCUGGUCCUGAGCCUGUAAACAACACCUGCAUUUAUGACCAGUUUCUUGUUACUGGAGGGAGUCCUAUAAAUGAGAUAUGUGGAAUCAACAAAGGCAACCACAUGUAUGUUGAUGCCAAUGAGGGCCAAAUUAGUCCAAUUGCCCUAACGUUUGUAACCAGUGGCCCCACAUUUUCAAGAAGGUGGAAAGUGAGAGUCAGCCAAAUAGCCUGCUCAUCACCGCUUAGAGCUGAAUCUGGAUGUCUUCAGUAUUUUACUGGAGUAACAGGACAAGUUAAAUCAUUCAAUUAUGAUCCAGAAGUUGGCCUACAGUUAUCUAAUCAGGACUACAGCAUGUGCAUUCGACCUGAGAGAAAUUUCUGUGGUAUACAAUAUGCAACAUGUCCAGAUACAGUAAACAAUAGGACUCAUGCUUUCACACUAACCGACAACACAUUAAGUCCAACUGCAAAUAUACCAGCGCGUGUUGCUAGUGCAGGGCCUUAUGCAUGUACAACAGACUGGCUUAAUAUACCAUGUGCAGUAAAUGCUGGACGUAGAUAUCCAGCUCAAUGUGUUGAUCGUAUCUGUGGAGGAACGUUCAGUGCAGAAGUUGGACAGCAGACAGCUUUUGUCUACAGUAGGACAAGACCGUUCCGGCUGGCUUUUCAUACUGACAGCUCUGAAGCUCCAAAUGACAUUGGGAACAGAGGUUUCUGCCUCAACUACAUUCAACAGCCUUGCUCUGCCUUAAAUGGGUGA
This is a messenger RNA of Schistocerca piceifrons (Central American locust), 1092 nucleotides long. RefSeq lists its product as uncharacterized. Lineage: Eukaryota; Metazoa; Arthropoda; Insecta; Orthoptera; Acrididae. Bases 1 to 1092 code for a protein of 363 amino acids. The record is from RefSeq and is a predicted model, not a curated record. The transcript has 8 exons.